AACGCAACUAUCGUGCGCGCAGUACAGUCAAAACACAACGCUCGACCAAAAACGUGCUCGUCGAAAUAUAUCCUCGCCUCUGUUUUGAGAUAACAGCUUGUGACAAUUCGCGGGUGGGUAGUAAAAUGUGCACAUCGUUUAGGCUCCUCGUUGUCGACGAGCCUUCAUUAGCGCACAGCGUGAGAACGGAAGCGGACGGUCGCACGCGACGAAUGAACGAUACGCCGCGCGGCAGGAGCAGCAGGACAAGCAGGACGAACGUCGGAAGCAUUUACGCCGACGACGGCUUCCACAGUGUGUUUAACAUAGAAGAGGAAUAGAAACAAUAUCACAACACAACCGUAACAAAUUUUUAUUAAAACAGUUGAAGGUUGUUCAAAGUUUUUCACGAAACAAAAUUCAAAGUUAAACAAGUUUAAACAAGCGAAACAAAACACCCGAAAAAAAACACACACAAAGUUGAAAGUUUAACUGCAGAAAAGUUGGUGCGGACGCAUAUUUUAUUCAAAGAUUGUGAGUACGGAACUUUUGCGGUGUGAAAUCGGUGGGAUAACAACGCGACAAUCAUGAUGGAACAAGGCAGCAACAAGAACAAGAUGUAUUGUCUUAUAACUCAGGCGAAUUCCGUGGUCGUCGAAGUGGCGGUUGAUUCCAAGGCCAUCGGGCAGGAAUGUCUCGAAAGGGUGUGUGAAUAUUUGGGCAUCUCGAAAGAAUCCGAUUACUUUGGGUUGAAGUACACUGUCAAUAAAGGUGAAGAACUUUGGCUGAAUCUACGCAACCCAAUUGAAACACAGAAAGGCGCACGCACACACAAUUCUCAACCGCGAUUUGCGUUGAGGGUGAAAUUUUGGGUACCACCACAUUUACUGCUUCAAGAAAAGACUAGACAUCAGUUUUACCUCCACGCAAAGCUGGACUUGAUCGAGAAACGCCUCAUCGCUCCCGAUUGGAACGUCGUCGCCCGAUUGAUUGCACACAUCGCGCAAGCUGAGAAUGGCGACUAUGAUCCACAACAUCCGCCGCUGCACGUGUACCAACAGUGCAUGUCUAUUACGAAAAUGGACCCUGAUGAUAAACCGGCCGAUCUGCUCAAGCGCGCGAUUGCGAUUCAUCGCAGUCUCGCCGGGAUGAAAGCUUCCACUGCUGAGUAUUGGUUGCUGCACCAAGUUGCUACUCUUGAAGGUUUCGGACAGGAAAUCUUUGCCGGUGCUAUGGGUACCAUCUUGGGCGUGGGCCCGCAUGGAAUUUCGGUGUAUGCUAAGGACGCUGACAAGCAGGUGAUCCCUUUCACUGCGAUUCAGAAUGCCAAGGCGAUCAAACGCAACUUUAAGCUCACCUACGUUGGACAGGACAAUAUCGAGCAUUCGCUUGAUAUGAAAUUUGCCAGUAUUCACUGCGCGAGUAGUCUUUAUAGGGCCAUCACCGAGAAACACGCUUUUUAUAGUUGUGAGACCGUACGGAGUGCGGUGACCGCGCAGUUUGUGCGAGAUUUGAAGGGGACAAUUGUGUCGAUCUUCAAUGAGGACUCCAGUUUGGGGAAGAAUUACGUUUUCGAUAUUAGGAGGACCUGUAGGGAGGUGUACGAUGAUGCUCGGCGGGCUUUGUAUUCGGAGUCGAUUGGGAUGACUAUUCCGAUGGCUGAUAGUGAUAUGGAUGAGAAUCGGACGUGCAAUGGGAGUAAUUGUAAAGAGUCUCAAAAGUAUGCAAGAUUGUUGGAUGCGAUGACAUGCUGCAUCUGCAUGGACGCCGCCAUCGACGCCUUGUUCCAACCCUGCCGGCACGCCAUUGCGUGUCUCACCUGUGCCGAGCAGUGUGAACGCUGCCCAUUUUGCCGAGCGAACAUCUCCGAAGCGCAGCGCAUCUACUUCCAAGGCGAAGUUAGUGCGGCUGCUGCUCAAAGGGCUGCCGCCCAACCCUGAAGACGUUUAGUGAUUGAUAAAUUAACUUCUAAGUGACAAGAUCUCUCCUCUUAUUGAUAAGCUACAAUGAUGCGAAGAUGGACGUUCGAGAUAUGACGACUUUAAGAAUUUAGAAUUUAACGAAUUACAAUAUUAAUUUUAAUCGUUGAUGUAAAACGAUAUAGUCAUGAUAUCAAUGCAAAUUGUUUCUAAGUUAAUCUAUAUUUAGCAUGUUUAGUUAUAUUAUAUAUGCUGUAUAUUAAUGCAAUAUCAAGUUAUUUUUUAAGUUUAUGAUUUGUGACGAGAUGCGUGCGAGAUUAUGCUAGUAUUCUUUUGUAUAAUGGAGUAAUGCUUUCAUAGCGUAGCGUUAAAAUUGAUGGUGAUAACGAGCGACUUUUGAGUGUACAGAUUUUGAAAAAGUACGCGUCCCGAAUGUGAUAUAUUUUUUUCUUUAAACGUUUAUUAUAAAAGUUUCAAUUGGA
Dalotia coriaria is the source of this 2380-nucleotide messenger RNA. Its product is annotated as E3 ubiquitin-protein ligase MYLIP-like. The coding region runs from base 567 to 1919 and encodes 450 amino acids. Gene Ontology annotation, cellular component: cytoskeleton. Gene Ontology annotation, biological process: ubiquitin-dependent protein catabolic process. Gene Ontology annotation, molecular function: ubiquitin-protein transferase activity. Lineage: Eukaryota; Metazoa; Arthropoda; Insecta; Coleoptera; Staphylinidae. The record is from RefSeq and is a predicted model, not a curated record. The transcript has 4 exons.